Molecule: messenger RNA, 426 nt
Organism: Notodromas monacha
Lineage: Eukaryota; Metazoa; Arthropoda; Ostracoda; Podocopida; Cyprididae
Source: the annotation of a GenBank genome assembly
AUGGUUCUCCAUGGCAAUGCAUAUCUUGGCUCUAGUUUGAGAGCCACUGGUUUCAUUGGCAUUGAGCUGUCCAAUUAUUACAAACAAAUCAUCUCGAAUUGGACAAGCGUGAAUAUAUGGCAAGCUGAUGGCAUUCUGAGCAUCAACAAACUUCUGGGUUUCCUCAGAAUCUGGGUCUUCCAACCAACGACAAUACUGGCAUCCAUUUUGGCUGCAGCCCUGUCAGCACCACAAUAUGGCUCCUACGCCCCCUAUGGCCGCUACACCGGCGACUACCGAGGUCACUAUGGUGGCUACCAGGGCAGUGUGGUCCACAGGAUCCUUCACGCCUUUGGGAUCCCACACCAGGAUGACUACAACUAUGACUACAACCGCUAUGACAGUCGGUUUUCUCUGGAAUAUGUGUGCCCAACCAUAACUCGCUGA